AUGUGGCUGGAUUCCGUCGAGCCCCGGGAGGGGGCGCAGGGUGACCCCGCUGCUCCGCUGCCCCUGCCGCUGAACUACCGUGUACUGUACGCCGAGUCGCUCUUCCUGACGGAGGCGGGCGGGGAGGAGCAGCCCAACUCCACCCUGCCGAGCCCCAGGCAGGCCCUGGUGCUGCUGCGCUCCGGCCCGAAUCCCGCCGUCUCCGUGGGCUACGGCCCGCUGAGCGCCGAAGCCCCCGUUCCCCCGGAGCUGGUCCUGGCCCGGAGGCUCCGCCCGUUGGUGCUGGCGCGGCGCGUGCUGUCGACCGUGCCCAUGGUGCGCGUGCUGUUCUACGCCGCGGAGAGGCGGGGCCCAGGGGCCAGGGGCGGGGCCCAGGAGGAGGAGGAGGAGCUGUGCGUGACGCUGUACGGAGUCGCCGGGGCUCAGGAGACGCGGGGCGGCUGCUCGCUGCCGGGAGGGGCGGGGCUCUGCCUGGCUGAACUGGAGCCCGCCCCCGCCUGGUUCCGCCCCCUGGGCGGGGCCUCCAGCCGCGAGAGGCAGGAUCAGAAGGAGGGCGGCGCCGGGGUCUUGGAGCUGUACUACCGGGCCCGUCCCAUUGGCCCGCGAGGCCGGUGCACUCCUGAGGACAGCCCGGUGGGCGGGGCUAAGGCAGGUGACGCCCCCGAGGGCAGGGCUAAGGCAGGCGACGCCCCCACGGCCGCGCCCAGGAAGAGGAUCGGCAGCGUGCGCCUGCUCAAGGUCCCUCCGGGCCCCGCCCCCCUGUCCCGCCUCAGGCUGGGGGGCGGGGUGGUGGUGCAGACCUCACCCAAUGCGGUGAAGAACACAGAGCCCGCCACCUUCAUCGUCUCUGUGAGCAGCGCUUCUCCGCUCACCCGCUUCACCCUCAGAGCCACAGUGAAGAAGGGUCUGUCCUUCAGCACCGCCAGGCCCCGGAACGCCCACCUGUGGGGCUCCACCCUGGAACCCGGGACCGACGGUCAGCUGGGCACUGUCUCCAUCACCUGUCAGAGGAAGUCCCCCGGCCCGGGGAAAAGCGGCCUCCUGGAGCUACUCCUGCUGGACUUUGUGACAGAGGAGCCCAGUGGCCAAUCAGAAAUGCACGAGGUCACAUGGCAGCUAGAGCUUCCUGGAGGCCAGCGCAGAGGCGAACAGGGCAUCAUGGGAAUCUACACCACGCCUAAGGACUAUGUGGGCCUGGCGCCUCUCAUCGUGGACACGGAGCUUCUGAACACGGCGGUAUUGUCGGGGAAGAGAGUGAGCAUGGCGGUAAGGACCGUCGCCGUGGCAGUGGACGGGUCGGUCACAGAUGUCUCGAACUUCACCCAGUGCAGGUCCACCGAUGAGGACGUACUGAAGGUGUCGGAGAGGUGCGACUACGUGUUCGUGAACGGGAAGGAGACGCGGGGGAGGGUGAGGGUGGCGGUGAACUUCACCUACGGCCCCCUGAGCUCCCAGCUGGAGAUGAGCGUGUGGGCGCCCCGCCUCCCGCUGCAGAUCGAGGUGUCCGACCCCGAGCUCAGCCAGAUCAAGGGCUGGAGGGUGCCCGUGCCGGCCGGCAAGAGGUCCAGCAGGGAGAGCGAGGAAGAGGAGGACGAGAAGAAGGGUCGGGGCUGCAUGCUGCAGUUCCAGCACGCCCUGCUGAAGGUGUUCACGCCCUUCCUGGCAGAGCAGCCGAACACGCGCCUGCCCCCCGCCCGCUUCCUGGGCGCAGACUGGCGGGUGGACGUCACCAGGCUGGUGCGCUACUCGCUGAAGGUGGAGAACCCUCGUGUGGCGAGGGUCCAGGGGGGCAGGGUGCUGCUGGGAAGGGCGGUGGGAGUCACCUCCGUCAAGGUGCUGUCUCCUCUCUCAGACGCGGUUCUGGGUGAAAGGACGGUGAAGGUUCUGGAUGACAGGGUGUCCAUCACAGAGCUUGGGGUGCAGCUGGUCUCCAGCCUCUCCCUCUCUCUGCAGCUCAGCCCUGGGAGCAACAGGGCCAUCGUCGCCACGGCGACCACACAGGAGCUGCUGCACAACCCCAAGCAGGAGGCAGUUGUCGGCUGUUGGGUCAGGUUCAGCGACGGCUCCCUGGCCCCCCUGGACGUGUACGACCCCAGCAGCUACGCACUCACGGUCAGGUCCCUGGACGAGGGCGUGGCGUCGGUGCGGGGCUCCCCAGCCAUGGUGGUGGCGGAGGGCGAGGGCCAGGGGCCGCUGCUGAGGGUGGAGCUGGGAAUCGGCGGAGCGUGUCAGAAGUCCAAGCGGAAGAGCUCACUGGCAACGGCGCGGGGGAGCCUGCGGGUGGCGUUCCGGCCGAGUGGCCUGUACAACGGCAGGGAGGAGGAGGCCGCCGUCGAGCUCAGGACCCCGCCGGCGCUCGCGGGCCGGGGCCGGACGGAGGAGGGCAGGCGCUACGGCACUAGCUCCGUAUCCGAGUCCGUCAGCCUCACGACUCUUUCGCAAGACGACAGCACUGUUAGUACUGGUCUAGGCGGGGUUCGUGCCAGCACCAUCCAAGCCGCUACCGGUGUGGGAGGAGUCGGCAGCAAUAUGGGUGGGGCCAGUAAUUAUGUGGGUGGGGGUAAUCGAACAGAGGGCGGGGCCAUUAGUGUCCUGGGUGGAGUCAGCAGCCCGGUUUAUGACGGAGGCUUGGUGACCGUGGACGACUCUGACGUCCCCUCCCAGGUGGAGGUCCCCAGGCGGACCCCGGCGGCGGAGGUGGAGACCAACAUGGUGCAGGAGGCGUCACGUUUCCCCAGCAACCUGGAGAUCGGCAUGUACGCCCUGCUGGGCGUCCUCUGCCUGGCCAUCCUGGUCUUCCUGCUGAACUGCAUCUCCUACCUGACCGCUCCCCGGCACAAGAAGCCGCCCGCCCACUGCCAGGAGUCCGGGGGCCACCACCGGCACAACUGGGUGUGGCUGGGCACUGAGGCUGACCGGGCCCUGGGGGGCCCCGUGACCCCGCCGCCCCCGGAGAGCCACACCGCCAUCGCCAUCAGCAUCGACGUGCCGUCGACGGGCGUGGGCAUGGUGGCCAUGGGGAGGUCCGCCACCCUGGGGAGGAGGACCAGCGCCCCGCCCUCCUCCGACCCCCCGCUGGGCCGCAGAGGGUCGCUCCAGGCCCGCCCCGCCCGGGCCGACAGCCUCCACUCUCCGACCAGCAAGAGGAAGCGCGUGCAGUUCACCACCUUCUCCUCUCUGGACGGGCCCCACUACUCCACGCUUCCCGGAGACGUUCCCCACUACUCCACGCUUCCCGGGAUGCACUGGGCCGCCAAGGUGCAGGAGUUCACCAGCCAGCAGGGCUCCCUGCAGGAGGCGCUCUACGCCAACCUGUCCUACGAACACAAGCCCAUGCAGUGA
Conger conger (European conger) is the source of this 3342-nucleotide messenger RNA. RefSeq names its product transmembrane protein 132D. The transcript is spliced from 9 exons. Bases 1 to 3342 code for a protein of 1113 amino acids. The record is from RefSeq and is a predicted model, not a curated record. NCBI's taxonomy places the organism in Eukaryota, Metazoa, Chordata, Actinopteri, Anguilliformes, Congridae.